Molecule: messenger RNA, 2796 nt
Organism: Rubroshorea leprosula
Lineage: Eukaryota; Viridiplantae; Streptophyta; Magnoliopsida; Malvales; Dipterocarpaceae
Source: the annotation of a GenBank genome assembly
AUCUCCUGUAUUCAUCAUUUAGCCAAAAAAGAACAGAAUGAUAAUUAUCAUCUUCUUCCUUCAAGUUUGACUUUCGGGGGCUGUGAUUCAACUCUAAUUUCUUGGAAAAGUUAAAUCGGAGAUACAAUGGCAAGCCGUACCGGUGAUCUGGUCCAGGAAGUACCGGAAGCUCACAAGCUCGAUCUCAAGGCCUUGUUCCACUACGCCGCCGCUAAUAUCCCCGAUUUUCCUCCUCAUCCUUCCAAUUUCAACGUUUCUCAGUUCGGACAUGGACAAUCGAAUCCAACGUAUUUGAUUGAAGUGGGGACAGGAGUGUCGGUGAAACGCUACGUUUUGAGGAAGAAGCCGCCGGGGAAACUGCUUCAGUCUGCUCACGCCGUGGAAAGAGAGUUUCAGGUUCUCCGGGCAUUAGGUGAUCAUACAGAGGUGCCAGUUCCGAGGGCUAUAUGUUUGUGUGGUGAUUCCAGUGUGAUUGGAACUCCAUUUUACAUCAUGGAGUACUUGGAGGGACGGAUAUUUUUAGACCCCAAGCUACCGGGUGUAGCACCAGAGAGGAGAAGGGCAAUAUAUCGAGCAACUGCAAAGGCGUUAGCUUCUCUUCAUUCUGCAAAUGUGGAUGCUGUUGGUUUGGGAAACUAUGGGCGCAGAGAGAACUAUUGUAAACGUCAGAUAGAGAGGUGGUUUAGACAAUUCCUUGCUUCCACUAGUGAUGGAAAACCUGAGAGAAAUCCAAAGAUGUUUGAACUGGUUAAUUGGUUACGGAAUAACAUUCCUUCUGAAGAUUCAUCUGGAGCAUCGUCAGGCCUAGUUCAUGGAGAUUUUCGCAUUGAUAAUCUUGUAUUUCAUCCCACUGAGGAUCGAGUGGUUGGUAUUCUAGACUGGGAAUUGUCUACUCUUGGAAACCAAAUGUGUGAUGUUGCAUAUAACUGUUUGCCAUACAUAACUGAAAUUAGUCUUGAGAAAGAUCAGCUGGGUAAAGGUCUUGAGGUGGCUGGAAUUCCAGAAGGGAUUCCAUCACAGGCUGAAUAUCUGGCAGAAUACUGUGCUGCAGCUGGAAAAAGGUGGCCGGUUGCUGAGUGGAAAUUCUAUGUUGCCUUUUCUUUCUUCCGUGGAGCAUCAAUCUACAUAGGAGUAUAUAACAGAUGGAUUAUGGGUAAUGCUUCAGGAGGUGCACGUGCACGACAUGCAGGGAAUCAAGCUAAUGGUCUCAUAGAAAUUGCGUUGGCUUUUAUUGCUCGAGAUUCCGUGCUUCCUGAGCGUCCUCCCCCUGUUGCGCAAGAUAGAAAACAAUAUGGGAAUCGGGAUGAUAUUCAAAGCCUUUCAGAGGACAGUGGGAGAUUUGUUCCUAGUAAAAGGGUCAUGGAAUUGAGAAACAGAUUGAUCAAGUUCAUGGAAGAUCACAUUUACCCCAAGGAAAAUGAGUUCUACAAACUUGCCCUUUCUGACUUACGUUGGACUGUUCACCCAGAGGAGGAGAGGCUGAAGGAACUUGCAAAGAAAGAAGGUUUAUGGAACUUGUGGAUACCUUUUGACAGUGCUUCUAGGGCAAAAAAACUUAUUUUCAAUGGGGGUAAAGAUGCUCUGCUUAACAAUACACAAGAUCAUCUGCUAGGUGCAGGCCUUUCAAACCUUGAAUAUGGAUACCUAUGUGAGAUUAUGGGUCGCUCUAUUUGGGCUCCUCAGGUGUUUAACUGUGGUGCACCUGAUACUGGGAAUAUGGAGGUAUUGUUGCGCUAUGGGAACAAAGAGCAACUCCAUGAGUGGCUUAUUCCAUUGCUUGAGGGGAAAAUCCGGUCUGGAUUUGCAAUGACAGAACCCCAAGUUGCAUCCUCUGAUGCAACUAAUAUUGAGUGUUCUAUUAAAAGACAAGGGGAUUCGUAUAUCAUCAAUGGGAAGAAGUGGUGGACAAGUGGAGCAAUGGAUCCAAGAUGCCGACUUCUUAUUGUCAUGGGAAAAACAGACUUCACGGCCCCUAAGCACAAGCAGCAAUCCAUGAUCUUAGUGGAUAUCCAAACUCCAGGUGUAUCCAUUAAGAGGCCACUCACAGUAUUUGGCUUUGAUGAUGCACCUCAUGGGCACGCAGAAGUUUCAUUUGAGAAUGUUUGUGUUCCAGCAAGAAACAUACUACUGGGAGAAGGGCGUGGAUUUGAGAUUGCCCAGGGAAGACUAGGACCAGGAAGAUUGCACCACUGCAUGAGAUUAAUUGGUGCCGCUGAGCGUGGCAUGCAGUUAAUGGCCCAAAGGGCACUUAGUAGGAAAGCUUUUGGAAAAUUGAUUGCUGAGCAUGGUUCAUUCCUUUCAGAUCUUGCAAAGUGUCGCAUUGAGCUGGAGAGAACCAGGUUGUUAGUUCUUGAAGCAGCCGAUCAGCUUGAUCGCCUUGGAAAUAAGAAAGCCCGUGGAACCAUUGCAAUGGCCAAGGUAGCAGCUCCAAACAUGGCACUGAAGGUGCUUGACAUGGCAAUGCAAGUACACGGAGCAGCCGGGCUAUCAUCAGACACUGUUCUGGCACAUCUCUGGGCCACAGCAAGAACAUUGAGAAUCGCAGAUGGACCUGAUGAAGUGCAUUUAGGAACCAUUGCUAAGCUAGAACUACAGAAAGCUAAGCUUUGAACUAUUUCACAAAGAAAAUGAGAAAAGGAGAACAUUAAUUUUCAUUUCCUUCAGUUACAAUGGGUAACGGAUGAAGAAUAAUCCAUACAACGGAGAUUUUAUGAUUGUUGUAUUAGAUCUAUAUGAUCAAAAACACAAGGGUUGCUCGUGUAUUGUCAAAGAGAAUAAUAAUAAGGUUAUCUCCAU